AUGGCCAUCAACAAUGCUCAACUGCAUCCUGCAGCUGUGUUAAAAAAUCAAGGAUAUCGCAAUGCUGCUGCAUAUUCCCGCUAUCUUCAAAAUUUCAGGGAUCGACCCGUUUAUCCCUCCUUCUCUAUCCAUCCUUCAGGCUUUGAUAACUACUGUCCCGAAGCUGUGCUCAAGUUCUAUGUCAACAUCAAACGUGGUCCUGGAUGUGAUCCAUCCUUCUUCACCACGAUUGUGUUUGAAUACGAGAUCAAAGUUACUCCUCAGCUUUUGGCCAAUCUACUUGACCUUCCUCAUUCUGGGCUUCAAGCUGGGAACGAUGGAGAAUUCUCCUCCCAUGGGUUCUCUUUCGAUACAGCUCUUGAGACUCUGACUCGAGAUAUUGGGAGAUACUAUCCAAAUCGUCUAGCUGAUGGACGUCUCUUUGACGACAUGAAGGUCCUUCACUUCUUCAUCACUAGUAGUCCUCUAGCUUUUGGUCCUCAAAUUACCAAACUUAUCUAUAAGCUGGGAAUUGAUCUUCGCGAUAAGAUCACUCUCUGCAAUAUUCUGGAGGAGGUCCGCCCUCAACAUGUUCUGGCCAAAUUAGAUGCUGAGGUUGGCCCCCAAAAGCUCGUCAAUGGCUCAGGGGGAGUAAGGGUUGAUCCUGUUGAUUCUAUAAAGUCAUAUCAUUCUGGCAAAUUUGUUGGAGCACUCAUGAAUGUUGUCGUAACUGUGGUGAAGAAAGAGACAACCAACUCUGAUUCUGAGUCUGAAGAAGAAGGUGGAGUCUCAGACUAUGAGUCUUUGCCAAAGUAUCCAUUUUAA
Molecule: messenger RNA, 804 nt
Organism: Linum trigynum
Lineage: Eukaryota; Viridiplantae; Streptophyta; Magnoliopsida; Malpighiales; Linaceae
Source: the annotation of a GenBank genome assembly